Hydra vulgaris (swiftwater hydra) is the source of this 1069-nucleotide messenger RNA. RefSeq names its product polyubiquitin-B. Gene Ontology annotation, biological process: modification-dependent protein catabolic process; protein ubiquitination. Lineage: Eukaryota; Metazoa; Cnidaria; Hydrozoa; Anthoathecata; Hydridae. Gene Ontology annotation, molecular function: ubiquitin protein ligase binding; protein tag activity. Gene Ontology annotation, cellular component: nucleus; cytoplasm. The record is from RefSeq and is a predicted model, not a curated record.
AAAUAAACGUAUAAAUAAGAAAAGAAUAACGCUUCAGUCAUUAAAUAAAAAGCUUUACGAGAGGUUUCUUAUUAAGAUUCAAGUGUUAUUAUAAAAAAAUGCAGAUUUUUGUUAAAACUCUAACAGGGAAAACCAUCACCUUGGAAGUUGAAGCUGCUGAUACUAUUGAAAAUGUGAAAGCAAAAAUUCAAGAUAAAGAAGGUAUCCCACCAGACCAACAGCGUUUGAUUUUUGCUGGUAAACAGUUAGAAGAUGGCAGAACACUGAGUGAUUAUAACAUUCAAAAAGAGUCAACCCUUCACCUUGUUCUUCGAUUAAGAGGUGGUAUGCAAAUAUUUGUUAAAACUUUAACUGGCAAAACCAUUACAUUGGAGGUUGAACCUGCUGAUACUAUUGACAAUGUGAAAGCUAAAAUCCAAGACAAAGAAGGUAUCCCACCAGAUCAACAACGUUUGAUUUUUGCUGGUAAACAGUUAGAAGAUGGCAGAACAUUGAGUGAUUAUAACAUUCAAAAAGAGUCAACCCUUCACCUUGUUCUUCGAUUGAGAGGUGGUAUGCAAAUAUUUGUUAAAACUUUAACUGGCAAAACCAUUACAUUGGAGGUUGAACCUGCUGAUACUAUUGACAAUGUGAAAGCUAAAAUCCAAGACAAAGAAGGUAUCCCACCAGAUCAACAACGUUUGAUUUUUGCUGGUAAACAGUUAGAAGAUGGCAGAACACUGAGUGAUUAUAACAUUCAAAAAGAGUCAACCCUUCACCUUGUUCUUCGAUUGAGAGGUGGUAUGCAAAUAUUUGUUAAAACUUUAACUGGCAAAACCAUUACAUUGGAGGUUGAACCUGCUGAUACUAUUGACAAUGUGAAAGCUAAAAUCCAAGACAAAGAAGGUAUCCCACCAGAUCAACAACGUUUGAUUUUUGCUGGUAAACAGUUAGAAGAUGGCAGAACCCUGAGCGAUUAUAACAUUCAAAAAGAGUCUACUCUCCAUCUAGUUCUUCGAUUAAGAGGGGGAUAAAAAUUGUUUCUAACAGUGUAAAUUUUUUGACAUAAUAUUUGCUUUUGCUUGUUUCA